Messenger RNA from Xyrauchen texanus (razorback sucker), 5371 nucleotides. RefSeq names its product max-binding protein MNT-like. The transcript has 6 exons. Gene Ontology annotation, biological process: regulation of transcription by RNA polymerase II. Lineage: Eukaryota; Metazoa; Chordata; Actinopteri; Cypriniformes; Catostomidae. The coding region runs from base 177 to 1925 and encodes 582 amino acids. The record is from RefSeq and is a predicted model, not a curated record. Gene Ontology annotation, molecular function: RNA polymerase II cis-regulatory region sequence-specific DNA binding; protein dimerization activity; DNA-binding transcription factor activity, RNA polymerase II-specific.
CAGUCAAGUAAUGUGUUUCUGAUGUGUUUCGGGGGAGCUCUUGAUGUCGUAUGACUGUCUUUGGAAGUCAGUGGACUAUACUGUGAUUUACCAACCACGAACAUCUGUACCGUGGGAUGCAGAUUGCAUAAUAUUUUAUUUUUUUUUUACGGGAACGUAUUGUAUCGUUAUUCAAAAUGAGUAUCGAUACUCUAUUGGAAGCGGCCAGAUAUUUAGAGUGGCAAGCCCAGCAACAACAGAUUACACGUGAGGAGGAACGGCUAGAGAAGGCCCUGCUGUCCCGUGAGUCAGAGCAGAAAAUCUUUGCCCCUGUUAUCCAGCCUGUCCAAUUCAGUCAUGUGACCUGGCGAGACGACCUGCGGCUCGAGCCACAGUUCCACCACCAGCACCACCCUCCGGUCCCGCCCCCUCCCCUUCCACCACCUGUUUCCAUUGCUGUCAUUCCCAUCCCGGUGGUCGCAGCAAACCCUGCGGCCCCUUCUAUUCAGACCGCCUCCCCUGUUCACGCAGCUCCGCCCAUGCCAGUCGUCACACCUUUGGCCGCAGCCCUGUCCCCACCUGCUGCCCCUCUACUCAGCCCCACCGGUAAGGACGACCACUCUCCUUCACAGCAGCAACAGCAUCGACACUUAGUCCCGCACGUUAAAGCAGAAGUCAGCAGCUUGCCUCAGUUAAACAACAGUCCCAAACAGCAGCAACAGACACAGGCUCUGCUGCAGCCUUAUCCAUCCCCAAUCAUCGCUUCUCAGCAUCCACCACAGCAACAUGCCCUCCUACCACAGCAACAGGCCUUCCUGCCUCAGCCAACACUACUCCAGCCUCAGUUCACACUGCCCCAGAGCCAGGUGAGCCAACCGCCCCAGCUUAACGGUGCCAGUGUGGAAGAUGUGCGCAACAUGGAUGGGAAAAGGAGACCAGGAGGAGCUGGAACACGAGAAGUUCACAACAAACUGGAAAAGAACAGACGAGCACAUCUGAAAGAAUGUUUUGAGACCCUCAAAAUAAAUGUUCCUAAUGUGGAUGAGAAGAAAACGUCCAAUCUGAGUGUCUUGAGGAGCGCCCUCCGCUACAUCCAGACGUUGAAGCGAAAAGAAAAGGAGUACGAGCAUGAAAUGGAGCGUUUGGCACGGGAGAAGAUCGCCACACAACAGAGACUCGCGGAGCUGAAGAACGAGUUGAGCCAGUGUAUGGACAUCAUGGAGAUUGACAGGAUAAUACGACAGACUGUACAACCUGAUGAAGACCAGGCCUCCACAUCAACAGCAUCAGAGGGUGAAGACAACUUCGACCAAGAUGUAGAAGAUGACAUCCUCUCCUCUCUGCCCUCAUCGUCUGCACCCAAACCACCUGCACCAGCGCCAUCGGAGACCCGUCCUGCCUUGCCUCCACCCUCCAUCCUCCCUACACACAUAUCUAUACAACACAAACCCAUCAUCCCUCCCAACCCGUCCCAGCCCGCUGUGGUCACCCCGCAAGCAAUCGCCCCCGCGCCCCCAUCACAUGUGGUCUCCACUCCUCAGCAAACAGUAAUCACCCAUGCCUCCGUAUCCCAUGCAUCUGUCAUCCAAGCCGUCAACCACAUCUUCCCCACCGGUCAUAAACACCUGGCGCACAUUGCGCCCUCUAGUGGCGGCCAACCAAUCGGACACAUCACCGUGCAUCCAGUGGCCCACCUUUAUCCGCAGUCAGUGGCUGUCUCACAGCCGGCGGUGGUGGGACACAUCACACACACACUGGCGCACCACCCUCAUGCUCACGCCCAUGUUAAUGGCACUCCGGUCACGUGCCAGCAGGCCGCCGUGGUGGGAAAGCCCACGGCGGUGGUUGCCCACCAUCACACCGGGCUAGUGGGCCAGACGGUGCUCAAUCCAGUGACUAUGGUAACUGUACCGCCGUUUCCCGUGAGCACACUAAAGCUGGCCUGAGCAAAGCCAGAGGGUGUAAAGAAAGACUUCGACGUCCAGUGAAUGUCCUAUGUACCUCAUGAAGCGAGCACCAGAGAAUACAGGGUGUGAGGUGUCCUCAUCAUUGUCCAAACUAGAUGAGUUAGAUGACAGAGGAAGACUAGAUCCCAAUCAGAAUUUCACUACCGUCACUACUACAUGGUGGGAUUUUGUCAGGAUCAGAGUUUCCUGUAGCCAGUUACUUGGGACACAUCUGUGUGCAUAGGGCUUGUGUGUCUUAUGCCAUGCAUCAUUGGAAUGACAUACAUGCAAUGCACUUGCUUAAGUAAAUGAUAAGCCAGUGAGUGUCAGUCCUGUAGUAACGUGAGAGUCGAGUGCAAAAAAUAAAUCAAUCCUAUUUCUUCUUUGUCCCUCUUUGUCUAUCUAUCCUUUUUUCUGUUGUAUUCACUCUUAAAUAUUCAAGCACUCUGCGACUUUUUAAUUUUUUUUACAUUCAUUGACCAAAAAAAGACCAUGAAAAUGUUAAUCUAAAAUUUAAAGAGUGCUUGAAAGCGGUGCAUAGGUCCAACAAAACAAAAUAUGCGAAGAAACCAAGUUUCUUAAUUUUUGGGGCUUUUACAACUCUCUUUAAAGGAAUGCAAUGCAAGUUAAACUCAGUCAGUAGCUUUUGUGGCAUAAUGUUGAUUGCCACAAAACAUUUUUACUUGUCCCUUGUUUAUUAAAAAAAAAGCCAAAAUCUGGCUUAUAGCAAGGCGUUUACAAUGAAAGUGAAUGGUGCCAGUGCAUAAACAUUGAAAUACAAAAUGUUUCAAAAGUAUAGCCAUAAGCAUUAUACGUGUUAGCAUUUACCUUUUCCAUGUAAAGUGAUUUCCAAUCUUACAACUUUGUCGUCAUGACAAUGUAACUCUGUAAGCAAUUUUAUCAAACUAAAAACAUGAAGAUCAGAUUUUAUCACACUAAAAUCAUGUUAACACACAUAAAGCUUACGUCUUGUAGCUAUACUUUUGAAAAAGUGAGCAUUUUAACGUUUACGGAUUGGCCCCAUUCACUUCCAUUGUUAGUGCCUCACUGGAACCCGAAUUUCUGCUGCUUAUUUUUUUAUAAAAGAGGGAUGAGUUGGAAUUAUUGUCUGUGCCAAUCAACAUUAUGCUACAAAUGCUGUUAUUGAGCUCACUUGUACUAAACCUUAAACAUUCCUUUAAAUAGGGCUUGUGCAUAAAAACUUGUUGAACAUUCAGUCAUCAGACAGAUUGGGUUUCUCUAUAUGUCUUCGUACUUUGCAAGACAAUGUACUGUAAGUGCCUAGCCCCAAAUCAAGCCCAGUGACGCCACCUGCUGCCUAUACAAUGCAACAACAUUGCUGGAUUUAUACACAAGCGCAUAUUGAUAGUGUCACAGCCAUCUGUUGGCACCCACGAAUCACAAGAGUCUUAAAGUUUCCAGUAAAAUGGCUUUAUAAUGAAACACAACAAACUUUUACAGAAUUAACCGCUAAAAUUUCACCCAUAAUGAAACUUCUUUCAUCAUUUACUCACCCUAAUGUAGUUCCAAACUUAUAUGAUUUUCUUUCAUGAGCACAAAAGGAGAUGUUUGGCAGUAUGUUAGGGACUGAGGCUUACAUUCUUUAUAAAAUGUUAGAAAAUAGUGAGGAUGUGUAAAUGAUGACAGAAUUGUAAUUUUGAUUGCACUAUCCCUUUAAUGUUCAAAAGAGACCUGUAUGCAGCAUAACGAUGUGUAUUUGAAAGUACAUUCAAGCAUUUAUAACCAGCAAGUGCUCCGAAUAUUUAACAUAAUAAUGCGUAGUGAUAUUGAUUAACAUUUCAAACACUGAAAAUGUGCAAUAUGGAGCCCAGCAGAAUUACAAACAUUCUCACGUGCUUCACAGUUGUGCAACAUGAUGAAUAAAUCUUCAAAUGAAAUAUUGGGCCACAUCCACACUAUUCCAUUUUCGGCCACAUCCACACUAAUCCAUUUUCGUUUGAGGACUGAAAAACGAAACAGAUUCAGUUUUCUAACAUCAUUUGUUUUCCAAAGUAUGCAGUAACGGAGAGUGUUUUCGACAUGCUUUCAUGUUCCAGUAUGAAUAAGAGGCCUAAGCGUAGUGAAAUCAGUGAGUUUUCAAACAAAAAUGUAUUAUUGUGGACGUUGCCUAAUAAAUGCACAAACAAAUUUGGUGCACGCAUUCAUAGAAGCCAUUUAAUGUGGCCAAAAUAGUCCAGUGUAAAUUGGUGUUGUUAUAUGUGUCUAUUCUAUGUUCAUCGUGUAGUGCCUACAUGCUGUCCAGCCAAUUUCAUUUGUCGCUUUUAUUUUUAUUUGUAAUUGUGUAAACUGUUGUGGUAGGCAGCUUGUGCAAAAGCAUUUGGGUCUAAGAGGUGCUAUGCUGUUUUCUAUGGCAAACAAGACUCUUGAUAUCAGAAUAAAAACCCCUUUACAAAUAGCACUGUAAUGCCUCUCUCAAAGUUGUCCUGUCAUUCUUAAUGUUGCUUUUUGAAUGCACUCACAUGGUUUGACCUGCAAACUAAGUUAGCCAUCUUACCUGUUAACCGGACUAAACCCAGUGGUUUACUGUUGAGUUAAGUAACCCAUGUUUAAUGUGAUAAUUCACCCAAAAAAUACGAAUUCUGUAAUUUACUCACGGAGUACCCGUAUGACUUCCUUUCUUCAAUGUAACACAAAAGGAGAUGUCAGACAGAAUGUUAGCCUCAGUCAGCAUUCACUUUCAUUGCAUAAUUUGUUCCCAUACAAUAAAUGUGUAUUGAAGCAACUUGAAGGUGAGUAAAUCAUGACAUAAUUCAAAUUUUGGGGUGAAUUAUUGCUUUAGUAUCAAUAUUGUUGCUUUAUAAUGUCACUUUUAAAUGACACUGUGAUUUCUGCUCUUAACAUCCUCUACCAGCUGCAAAAUCCCUAAAUCUGAAGUUUGGAUUUAUCUGUUUUAUUGUGUUGACUUACUUUUUUUUUUUUUUUUGUCUUCUUUUGGGGAUGUGAAGAUGGAAUGAUACAUGCUGUGCUUCACAUUCGUUUAAAAAACAAACCAAACAAAAAAAUAGCCUAACCUUUGUGAAAUUUAUUAUUAUUUGUAUUUUUUUUAUGUAUAUAUGUAUAUGGAUGUAUGUGUAUAUGUGAGAUAUAGGCACGAAUUUGCAUAUUUGUGUGUAUUUUAGGGUUAUACUGAUGCCUGGUUUUGCAUGUAGAUUGCGUUUUUUUGUUUUGUUUAAAUGUUAAUCUCUCCUCUUUUUCAUUUUUGGGACCAUGUAUUAUCAUACUGUGUGAUGUGGACGGGAUUGUUCGACCUCAUUCUACAUUUAUAUUAUAUAUAAAUAUAUGAAAAACUGUGCAUUUUCCCUAUGGAGAAAGUUUAAGUUAUAUAUCGCCUGUACAUUUUGGGCUGCAUUAAGAUUGAAUUGUCCACCAUGUUUAAAUGAAAUAAUAGUAAUAACAGUUAUCAAAUAUACUAGAUUACUACAAAA